Boeremia exigua is the source of this 1817-nucleotide messenger RNA. RefSeq names its product general substrate transporter. The record is from RefSeq and is a predicted model, not a curated record. Gene Ontology annotation, biological process: carbohydrate transport; transmembrane transport. Gene Ontology annotation, cellular component: membrane. Lineage: Eukaryota; Fungi; Ascomycota; Dothideomycetes; Pleosporales; Didymellaceae. Gene Ontology annotation, molecular function: carbohydrate:proton symporter activity. The transcript has 6 exons. Bases 46 to 1662 code for a protein of 538 amino acids.
CGCACUGCUGCUCGAACUUGAACGGCACCGUCGAAAACCUCCAACAUGAACGCACUCCGCCAGCGACUACCAGCACCUCGCCAGGAUCAAGUCACCCGCCUGGCUCGGAAGCAGGGUGAUUCCGAGAGAGGGACUCACGGUGUCAGUCAACCGAGUCGCAUGACCCAGCUUGCUGGCGAAGCCCCAAUCUGGUUCCGCUCCGCCGCACGCCGACGCCUCUACUUCCUGCUUUUUCCAGCCGCUGUCGUGUCUUAUGCCACAUCGGGUUUCGAUGGGAGCAUGAUGAACUCACUUCAGACGGUGUCCUACUGGGACGACUUCUUUGGAAAUCCACGUGGAGCAACACUGGGGCUGAUCAGCGCCAUCAUGUCGCUCGGAAGUAUCUGCUCCACCCCUAUCGCGCCCUGGGUUGCAGAUAAGUACGGCCGACGGUGGGGAAUCACCACAGGAAGCAUUAUUAUGAUUAUUGGUGCUAUCAUCCAGUGCGAAAGCGUCAACUACACCAUGUUUGUCAUCAGCAGGUUCAUUCUCGGCUUCGGCCUGUCCUUUGCCACCACAGCCUCACCCAGCUUGGUCAGUGAGCUGUCGCACCCCAAAGACAGAGUCACGGUCACGGCCAUCUGCAACACCUGUUGGUUCCUCGGCAGCAUCGCAGCAGCCUGGAUCACGUACGGCACGCGGCGUAUUCCGAGCACUUGGUCCUGGAGAAUCCCCUCACUGCUCCAGAUGGGACCUAGCCUACUUCAACUGUCCACCAUCUGGCUCCUCCCCGAGUCGCCCCGUUGGCUGAUUUCCAAGGACCGUGACGACGAGGCGCUGGCUGCCCUGAAGCAAUACCACGGGGAAGGCAAAGAGACCGAGCUCGUCAGGCUCGAGUUCGAGGAAAUCCGCAACGCCAUUGACCACGAGAAGCUUGCCGGCACGACAACCUGGAAGUCGAUGGUCAGCACCCCCGGAAACCGCUACCGCAUGUUCCUCGUCAUAUGCAUGGGCUUCAUGAGCCAGUGGAGUGGUAACGGCUUGGUCGCAUACUAUCUCUCCCGGAUUUUGGACUCUGUCGGCAUUACGAACAAAGAUACCCAGGCCCUCGUCAAUGGCUUGAUCAAUAUAUGGAACUUCGGCCUCGCCCUCACCAGCGCGUUCUUUGUAGAACGAAUCGGCCGCCGGCCCCUUUUUAGAGCGUCAACCCUGGGGAUGCUGGCCAUGUUUACCGCUUGGACAAUUGCUUCGGCGCGGUUUGCUGAGACUAAUAACAAGUCCGCAGGCAUCGCGGUCAUAGCUCUGAUCUUUGUAUUCCAGUUCUUCUACUGCAUCGCCUUCUCUCCGCUCCCUGUUGCGUACUCAGUCGAGGUCUUACCCUUCUCGAUCCGCGCCAAGGGGAUGGCGACCUAUGUAUUUUCCACGAAAAUGGCCGUUUUUGUCAACCAAUACGUCAACCCCAUCGGACUUCAGGACAUUGGCUGGAAGUACUACCUUGUUUACGUUGUCAUCCUUCUCGUAGAGAGUUUCAUCGCAUACGGAUGGUUCCUCGAGACCAAGGGCAAAGCUCUGGAAGAGAUCGCUGUUAUUUUCGAUGGGGAGGCUGCGGAUGUUAUGGUUCCCGGUGGCAAGGCUGUUGCGGGCGUAGUUGAGCAAAUCGAGAACGCGGAGCGCAAGGCAUAAGAUGUCAAUAGCUUGGGCACGUGUUCGACCCACACACAAUCUUGUUCAAUCAGUGUAUGGAAGGAUCAAGUCUGAAUACUUCUCCAACUCGUAGAAUGAAGUUGGAUGUUUGUAAAGUGGAAACAACAUAGUAAAAACGAGCUUCUUAAUCUGAG